GUCGAAUAAAAAAGUGUGUGAAGGACAGCGAGCGGAGGAAGAGUGGGGAGAAAAGCGGAGACGGCGAAGAAACAGUUCCCCCACUCCCCUUAUAAUUACCAUGAUUAUUAUUGAUAUGCUUUUCUAAUAGCAACUGCGGUUGGGACGGAUAUGGUGGAAAUUAUAAACCUUUUUUUAAUUUGCUCCUGCAAUUCUUGUUUUUCUGCGGGUUCCAGUGGAGGGGUCUUCUUCAAAUUGUUCUUUUUGAUUGAUAGAAGCUGCUUGGUCCUGCCAUGAUCUGUGAAGAUAUUGACAUGUGAAGAGCGGGAAGAAAUAGUGGGAAUCGGGGCAUAUGGUGUAAUGGUAAUGGCGAAGGGGAGGGGAGCAGGAGCAGGAGCAGGAGCAGGCUCAGGCUCAGUCUCCAGCGAUGUGCAGCAGGCGGCGAAGAAGAAGGUGGCAUCGAGAAGCUGGGCUCUUCUGGACUGCAAUGGGGAGACCAAAUUGCUGGAUGCGGACAAGUAUUCCAUAAUGCACCGCCUUCGUAUCCAUGCAAGAGAUCUCCGCAUUCUCGAUCCUCUUUUGUCAUACCCCUCUACUAUUCUCGGCCGCGAGCGGGCCAUUGUUCUCAAUUUAGAGCAUAUCAAGGCAAUUAUCACCGCAGAAGAGGUCCUUCUGCGCAACCCUGGGGAUGAGUACGUCAUUCCAAUAUUUGAAGAGAUGUGCAGACGUUUACCCAAGGUAAGCAACGGUCACAGGGAAGACCUUCUGGGAGAUGGAAGACAGCAAUCAAAUGUACAGCAGGAAUGCGCAGAUGCCGGGGAAGACGAGUCACCAUUUGAAUUUCGUGCUCUUGAGGUGGCUUUAGAGGCUAUCUGUAGUUUUUUGGAUGCUCGCACCACAGAAUUAGAGACUGCUGCAUAUCCAGCUUUAGACGAACUCACAUCUAAGAUUAGUAGUCGUAAUUUGGACCGUGUUCGUAAACUUAAGAGUGCUAUGACAAGGUUGACAGCACGUGUUCAAAAGGUAAGAGAUGAACUUGAACAACUUUUGGAUGAUGAUGAUGACAUGGCUGACCUUUACUUAUCAAGAAAGUUAGUUGGGUCAUCUUCACCAGUUGGUGGGUCUAUUGCUCCCAACUGGGCUCCAGUUUCUCCUACUAUAGCUUCAAGGAUUGGCCGAGCUAGCAGGACAAGUGCUACAACAAUCCACGGGAACGAGAAUGACGUUGAAGAGCUUGAGAUGUUGUUGGAGGCUUAUUUCAUGCAAGUUGAUGGCACACUGAACAAGCUGACCACACUCCGUGAGUAUAUAGAUGACACAGAAGACUACAUCAAUAUUCAGCUUGACAAUCAUCGUAAUCAGCUCAUCCAGCUAGAAUUGGUGCUAAGUUCAGCAACAGUUGUGGUUUCUAUUUACUCGUUGGUGGCUGGAAUUUUUGGAGUGAAUAUUCCAUAUCCAUGGAACAACAAUCAUGGAUAUAUGUUCAAAUGGGUGGUUCUUCUUACAGGGAUUUUUUGUGCCGCAAUGUUCUCAUUGAUAAUGAGUUAUGCUCGUUACAAAGGUUUAAUUGGAACCUGAUAUGAGGCAUAUAAAAAUUUGAAGAGGGGGUAUAUUGAUUUUAAAAACACAGGCAAAGCCUGGGUGAUUAUUGGAAUGGCUUGGCGUUGCCUUCUGUAUCGUCCAACUGAUAAUGCCCAAAAUCAAAAUCAAAGAUGUAGACCAAAUAACAAAAUUAAAUGGCCAAUAUCCUUAUAAACAUGGAUUAAGUUGUCCAUAUAGCAUUCUUGGUCCACAAUGAAGGAUUAGCAUUAGUUUACUGGUGAUUGUUUUCGAAAGAAUCAGAGAACAGCCCCUUAUUCAAGUACCAAUUGAGUUUCUCAUAGCGGGAAAGGAAUUUCAGCCGAAUUAUUUACAUCUCUAUUGGUUAUUCUUUUCCAUUGUUUUAAUUCAAGAUUUGCCCUUGAUGGAGCAUCAUCUGCAUUGAUUCAUGUAUAUGAGUUCAUGUCUAUUCUAUAAAUGAUUUAUUCGACAUGA
Messenger RNA from Cryptomeria japonica (Japanese cedar), 2013 nucleotides. Its product is annotated as magnesium transporter MRS2-I. Lineage: Eukaryota; Viridiplantae; Streptophyta; Pinopsida; Cupressales; Cupressaceae. Gene Ontology annotation, biological process: magnesium ion transport; transmembrane transport. The transcript is spliced from 11 exons. The record is from RefSeq and is a predicted model, not a curated record. The coding region runs from base 340 to 1557 and encodes 405 amino acids. Gene Ontology annotation, molecular function: magnesium ion transmembrane transporter activity. Gene Ontology annotation, cellular component: membrane.